This is a messenger RNA of Coccinella septempunctata (seven-spotted ladybird), 1286 nucleotides long. Its product is annotated as lipase 1-like. The coding region runs from base 113 to 1258 and encodes 381 amino acids. The record is from RefSeq and is a predicted model, not a curated record. Gene Ontology annotation, biological process: lipid metabolic process. The transcript has 7 exons. NCBI's taxonomy places the organism in Eukaryota, Metazoa, Arthropoda, Insecta, Coleoptera, Coccinellidae. Gene Ontology annotation, molecular function: hydrolase activity, acting on ester bonds.
AAAAGUUUCGAACAUUCAAAUUUAAUUUAAUGAUAAGUGAAGCAAUUUUUCGAACAUCAGUCUAUGCAGAACAUUUAUUCAACAAUCUCAUGCAUAUAUUAUUCUAAGCGAAAUGGAGAUUGAUAGUUGCUCGAAAAUUGAUUAUUUGAUUAAAAACCGAGGAUUUCCUUUGGAAAUCCAUACUGUUACAACAGAAGAUGGUUAUAUUUUAAGCAUGUUCAGAAUUAGGCAGGGAAAAAAUGGUUCGAAUAGUUCAUCAUCGAUAAAGCCUCCUGUCUUGAUAAUGCAUGGAAUGUUUUGUUCAGCUUGUGAUUAUCUGUUAAAUGAAUAUAGUUUGCCAUAUUACUUGGCAGAUCAUGGAUUUGAUGUUUGGUUAGGGAAUAGUAGAGGAACACCGUUUUCCAGGAAACAUAACAAAUGGGAUUGUAAUAAGGACAGGAAAAAAUAUUGGGAUUUUAGUUACCACGAAAUCGGAUACUAUGAUAUCCCAGCUUUUAUCGACUAUAUAGUGAAGAAUACCGGAGUAUCCAGAAUAUAUUAUAUAGGACAUUCCCAGGGAACGACCAACUUCUUCGUGCUGAUGUCUACUAGGCCAGAAUACAACGCCAAAAUCCGAUUGGGUAUAAUGUUAGCGGCAGCCGCUGUUGGUCACCAUGUUCCAACUAUUCCGAGUUUUGAAUAUUUCAUAAUUCCGUAUUUGAAGCUUAUGCUUCAUGCAUUUGGACCAUUUGAGUACUCUUUCCUCAACAAUAUGAGGGCAUUCGUUCGAAAAUGUUGUUCGCAGUUUUCCUGGUUCGAAAGAUUGGUCUGUUGUUUUAUAAGGAAGUACUUUUCCUUUGCACUUACACCUUCAGUAACAGGCAAUACCUCCAUUCGCAGAUUUCUGACUUUUACUCCUACGGCACUAUCAGCAAAACAGGUUAUACAUUACGGACAGGCUAGAGAAGUUGGUCUCAUACGUUACUUCAAUUAUGGUACCAAGAAAAACGUGAAAGUAUACGGAUGUGCUGAACCACCCUCUUAUGAUUUUUCCCAAAUAUCGUCACCCUUGAUUAUAUUCGUUGGAGGAAAAGAUGUGUUUGGCGUGCCUGAGGAUUUGGAUGAAUUCAUCGGUUUAGUCGGACCAAACGCCAAGAAGUAUUGGAUCGAAAGAAAAGACUAUCGUCAUUUCGAUUUUCUUCUAGCCGAAGACAGUCCCGAAAUGGUAAACAAACCCAUACUGAAUUUUCUCAAUGAAUACACUGAUGCUAAUUGUUAGAUGUUGGAAAUAAAAGUAUUUAAUUCUA